Messenger RNA from Mesorhabditis belari, 1887 nucleotides. Lineage: Eukaryota; Metazoa; Nematoda; Chromadorea; Rhabditida; Rhabditidae. The record is from the annotation of a GenBank genome assembly.
AUGUGUGAUGAGAAAAAUAAUGGAGGAAAGAAAAAUUGGUUUAUCUAUUGUUCGGGUCCAAUCCUGAGAGCCGCUCAAUACAAUCAGGCUGCUUUAGGACACAAUGAUUCGAAAUAUUUUGUGGAUAUGCCUUUAAAGAAAACACCUGAUGAGACAAAUGCCGCUUACCAGAAAGCUUUUGGGAACGUUCCAGAAAAUGCUCUCCCAAUUGAUGCAUUGAAGGAUUUUAUUGAAGAAUAUUUCUCAGAACCGGGCACAGAAAUGGACACUUGUGAGCCAGAGGAUUGGAAAGAGAAUCCGCCAAACUUUCAGAAGAUUCACGAUCCGGAUCUUCGAAAGUUUGCCAAUGAUUUGAACGAUGUUUGGAAAACGCUUUGUCGACAAAUGAAAGAUGAGGUGAAAAAUGAGCCGGAUCGUUUCUCUCUUCUCUAUGUGCCGAAUCAGUUUAUCAUCCCAGGCGGCCGAUUCAGGGAAUUCUACUAUUGGGACGCCUACUGGAUUGUCAAGGGUCUCUUGGCCAGUGACAUGAAACAGACGGCAAAGAACAUGAUCGCUAAUCUCUUGUACAUGGUUGAACAAAACGGUUUUGUGCCAAAUGGAGGCCGGUUGUAUUACUUGCAGAGAUCACAACCUCCCCUCUUGACAGGAAUGAUGUUUGAGUAUUAUCAGAAAACGGGUGAUCUCAAAUUUCUCACUGAUAGCAUUGAAACAUUGGAGAAAGAGCUCAAGUUCUGGGAUGAUAAUAGAAAUGUGUCAGUGAUUUUGGAUAAUCAAUCGUAUAUGUUGUAUCAGUAUCGACCGACGAGCAACACUCCCCGUCCAGAGGGAUAUCUUCACGAUUACACGGCGACACUGAAAAUGAAUGGGGAAAAGGACAAACAAAAUUAUUAUCAGAACGUUGCCGCUACCGCUGAAUCGGGUUGGGAUUUCUCGACACGUUGGUACAACAAUUCUAUUUCAAUGGACACCAUUAAGACAACUGAGAUUGUUCCCGUCGAUUUGAACUCGUUUAUUCACUGGAAUCUCAAACUUCUUGGAUAUUUCUAUAGAGAAAUUGGUAACACUGAGAAAAUGAAGUUGUACGAGGAGAGAGCGGCAAGGAUGAGAGAUGCGAUUAAAGCUGUCUUUUAUGAUAAAGAACAGAAAGCUUUCUUUGAUUAUCAUUUAGAUACGAAAAGAAGAAACGAUAAAUUCUUCUAUGCCUCUACAGCAGCUCCACUCUUCGCCGAGGCUUAUGAUUUGUUCAAUGGGAAUCUCCCGAAUGGAGUCUACAAAUAUAUGCUGAAUCAAUCGGUUUUGAAUUUCCCGGAAGGAGUGCCGACAUCGAUGGUGCCCUCGGGUGAGCAAUGGGAUUUCCCCAAUGGAUGGUCUCCACUCGAGCAUAUUGUCAUUGAGGGUUUCAGGAAAUCGUCUGAUCCCGAAGCACAACAAGCGGCGUUCUUAUUGGCUGAGAAAUGGGUGAUCGGCAACUAUUUGACGUGGAUGAAGACAAAAGCUAUGUGGGAAAAAUAUGACAUCUCUGGUGUGAUUCCUGAGCCUGGACACGGUGGCCUUUACGAUGUUCAGGUGGGCUUUGGCUGGACGAAUGGUGUUGUUCUCGACUUGUUGAUCACUUAUGGAGAUCGGUUAAGCAUCACUAAAACAGAUACAUCCACAAAAAGCUCAUCAAUAAGUACUAAAUCCUUGUGCCAGAAAAGAUUACACCGAACACAAAAGACGAUACACUUUGAGAUCCCGUUUGCCGUUUACCUCUCUCCCUGCAUCACUUCUCCAAUCGACCUCAAGAACUUGUGCAUCUCAAUGCGGGAGUCUAUUCAGUGUAUUUUGGUGGGCAACGAUCGCUCGCUUUUGUUAGAGCUCGCUCGUGUUAGAGACGCUCGCUGUUUU